Messenger RNA from Dreissena polymorpha, 1165 nucleotides. RefSeq names its product glycine receptor subunit alpha-2-like. Gene Ontology annotation, cellular component: neuron projection; membrane; synapse. The transcript is spliced from 10 exons. The coding region runs from base 1 to 1095 and encodes 364 amino acids. The record is from RefSeq and is a predicted model, not a curated record. NCBI's taxonomy places the organism in Eukaryota, Metazoa, Mollusca, Bivalvia, Myida, Dreissenidae. Gene Ontology annotation, biological process: chloride transmembrane transport; regulation of membrane potential; nervous system process. Gene Ontology annotation, molecular function: transmembrane signaling receptor activity; extracellular ligand-gated monoatomic ion channel activity; chloride channel activity.
AUGGGGUGCGACACUGCGACAAAGGUACAGAUCAAGAUUCUCAUACAGAACAUUUACUCCGUGACAGAAACGUCCAUGGACUAUUCGCUGGACAUAUUCCUCCGUCAGAAGUGGACGGAUCCUCGACUAAAGUAUGGCAACAUGUCCGAGCUGGAAUGGCUCGAACUGGACAGCAAAAUGAUGGACAAAGUCUGGGUACCCGACACGUACUUUCCGAACGAAAAGACAGCGAGCGUUCAUACGGUGACCGUUCCCAACAAGAUGAUGCAUCUCUAUAAAAAUGGCACCGUUCUGUAUAGCACAAGGUUGUCUCUUACACUGAGUUGCUCUAUGCAGCUGCAGAAGUAUCCCAUGGACGUGCAAAAGUGUCCCAUCAUUCUCUCCAGUUACGCUUACACGACGGAAAACGUCAAUUACACGUGGGAAGGACCAAAUCCGUUAAAGCUGAACUAUGUAGAGAUGCCGCAGUUUGACGCCUCUAUCGACGAUGAGGUAGAGAACAGAUGCAACAACAACGGCCAUAGUGCGCGCCCUUUCGACUACGAGUUUGCCUGUAUCACAGGCUUCAUCAAACUACGCCGGAAGGUUGGCUACUAUAUCGUGCAGGUGUUCGUUCCCAGCGUCCUUAUCGUGGUUGUCUCCUGGGUCUCAUUCUGGGUUGAUCACGAUGCCGUUCCGGCGCGCAUCUCCCUCGGGGUUCUCACUGUCCUCACCAUGACAACGCAGAGUUCCGGCGCGCGCCAAUCUCUGCCGCAAGUUUCGUAUGUCAAGGCGAUAGAUACAUGGAUGUCUACAUGUUUGCUGUUCGUGUUUGCGGCCCUCAUCGAAUAUUCUUACGUGAACGUCGUUGCACGGCGACGUCACAGACCCGACCCCGACAGACCAGUUGAACAACAACCGUUAACUGCAGACUCGAAAUGUUCAACGAACGGUAGCGGACGAAGCGCAAAAGUUCCACCGAACGAUCCUAAGAACGCGAGCAACAUCGCAGCGCGUCGCGUUGAUAAACUGUCAAGGAUGCUCUUUCCGUUGGCGUUCUUCAUUUUCAACGUCAUCUUCUGGGUGUACUAUAUCUUAAUACCGAAUCCUACCUGAGCGGGUUUCCAUGGUUACUGGGCACAUAUUGACCAGUUGCAACUUCACGAAUUAUGUUUUUAGUGGAUAA